AUGGGAAAGGGAAGACGAAGCAGCUACACUUUCUUUGUCAAAUUAAUCCUGCAUGAAUGUUGCAAGCUGCUGGAGAAUGGAUGCUGCUGGAGAAUGGAUGCUGCUGGAGAGUGGAUGCUGCUGGAGAGUGGAUGCUGCUGGAGAGUGGAUGCUGCUGGAGAGUGGAUGCUGCUGGAGAGUGGAUGCUGCUGGAGAAUAGAUGCUGCUGAAGAAUAG
This is a messenger RNA of Ascochyta rabiei, 216 nucleotides long. RefSeq lists its product as uncharacterized. The record is from RefSeq and is a predicted model, not a curated record. Lineage: Eukaryota; Fungi; Ascomycota; Dothideomycetes; Pleosporales; Didymellaceae. Bases 1 to 216 code for a protein of 71 amino acids. The transcript has a single exon.